Pelodiscus sinensis (Chinese soft-shelled turtle) is the source of this 3012-nucleotide messenger RNA. NCBI's taxonomy places the organism in Eukaryota, Metazoa, Chordata, Testudines, Trionychidae. The record is from RefSeq and is a predicted model, not a curated record.
AAUAUGCCGCUUGGUCAGGGUUUGCCUCCCCGUUCGUUAAAUGGGUUACUUGAGUGGCAUUUUGCGCAAUCGAAUUUCGGGAAUAAGGAAAAGCGUUGUCUCCAAACGCAAGAAGCCAAGUCAGAUCGUGGGUACUACGCAAUUUGCGCAUUGUCGUGGUUAGGUUCGGCUUUCCGGCCUCGUACGUACUCAGACUUCGAGAAUAGGCGUAGCGACGUUCGUAUCACCCCUCCCCCACGCCGGCUAUUCAGGGACGGAGCUUGCGCAAAGUUCAAGCCGCCCUUAACGUUUGGUAGUCCUCUGCCCCCAAAGAAAUUUGGUAAUCCAGGGGAGCGUCUACGCAAAAAGAAGUGGGACCUGAAUGAGCUGCCCAAAUUUGAGAAGAACUUUUAUGUGGAGCAUCCAGAAGUGGCCAGGCUUACUCCUUAUGAAGUUGAAGAACUGCGACAAAAGAAAGAGAUUACAGUUAGGGGAACAGAUGCCUGCCCCAAACCUGUGUUUGCCUUCCACCAUGCUAACUUUCCACAGUACGUCAUGGAUGUCUUGAUUGAUCAGAAUUUCACGGAACCUACUCCAAUUCAGUGCCAGGGCUUCCCAUUGGCCCUCAGUGGUAGAGACAUGGUGGGCAUCGCUCAGACAGGCUCUGGGAAGACAUUGGCAUACUUGUUGCCUGCAAUUGUUCAUAUUAACCACCAGCCUUAUUUGGAGAGGGGAGAUGGUCCAAUUUGUUUGGUACUAGCUCCUACUCGAGAGCUGGCCCAGCAAGUCCAGCAGGUGGCUGAUGAUUAUGGAAAAUGCUCCAGACUUAAGAGUACCUGCAUAUAUGGAGGCGCACCUAAAGGCCCCCAGAUCCGAGACUUGGAGAGAGGUGUUGAGAUCUGCAUUGCCACCCCAGGCCGCUUGAUUGACUUUUUGGAGGCAGGAAAGACCAACCUUCGUCGAUGUACAUACCUUGUGCUGGAUGAAGCAGAUAGGAUGUUGGAUAUGGGCUUUGAACCACAAAUUCGUAAAAUUGUUGACCAGAUUAGGCCUGAUCGGCAAACCCUGAUGUGGAGUGCCACUUGGCCAAAAGAAGUGCGCCAGCUUGCUGAGGAUUUUCUGCGUGAUUAUGUUCAAAUCAAUGUUGGCAACCUGGAACUGAGUGCAAACCACAACAUCCUGCAAAUAGUGGACGUAUGCAUGGAGAGUGAGAAGGACCAUAAACUAAUUCAACUGAUGGAAGAAAUCAUGGCAGAGAAAGAGAACAAAACUAUUAUUUUUGUUGAGACGAAAAGACGAUGUGAUGACCUCACCCGAAGAAUGCGCAGAGAUGGCUGGCCAGCUAUGUGUAUCCAUGGAGACAAGAGUCAGCCAGAAAGAGACUGGGUACUUAAUGAAUUCCGUUCUGGAAAGGCUCCUAUACUCAUCGCUACGGAUGUUGCAUCUCGUGGGCUAGAUGUGGAAGAUGUUAAGUUUGUGAUAAACUACGACUACCCGAACAGCUCUGAGGAUUAUGUGCAUCGCAUCGGCCGCACUGCUCGUAGCACCAACAAGGGCACUGCCUACACGUUCUUCACACCGGGGAACCUGAAACAGGCCAGGGAACUGAUCAAAGUGUUGGAGGAAGCCAACCAGGCCAUCAAUCCGAAAUUGAUGCAGCUUGUGGACCACAGAGGAGGAGGUGGUGGUGGUGGAGGAGGUCGUUCUCGUUACCGUACUGUCAGUUCAGCCAACAACCCUAACCUAAUGUACCAAGAUGAGUGUGAACGGAGGCUUCGGGGAGUAAAAGAUGGCCGGAGAGACCGCGACCGUGGUGACAGUUUUGCCAAUGGAGCCGCCAAAACCUACGGCAGUGCUUAUGGAAGUCCGAAUUCCGCCUUUGGGGUGCAGCAGAGCCAAUAUGCCUAUGCCCAAGGGAGCUAUGGAGCAGCUGCCUAUGGCACAGCUGCUUAUGGCACUACUGCUGCAGAAUACAGUGCUGCUGGCUAUGCUGCCACUAGCACUGCCACUGCUGGGAGAACCGCUCAAACUGCCACCCAACAGCAGUAUGCAGGCAUAGGCCGGGCAGGCCAGCAGCCACAGCCUCUAAUGUCACAACAAUUUCCUCAGCCUCCAGGCACUAACGUGAUAGGCUAUAUGGGACAGACUGCUACAUAUCAGUACCCACCUCCACCUCCACCCCCUCCUCCUUCACGCAAAUGAGACCACUUGGCUGCUGGUGACCAGUCUAGACCUCUUGCAUUUAAAGGAACCUUUUCUUUCUUUUUUCCCCUCUGUGAUGCCUUUCUCAUGCAGGUUAGAUUUAGAAUUCACCAUCCCAAUUCCUCCUGCCCACCAAAAAUGGCCCUAAGUCCACAAUUGCUUAUCUUGUGGGUUUUUAACUAUAUAUUAUAUAUAUAUAUAAUUGACUGGAAUUUUUUAAUUUUUUUUCUUGCAUGUUGAGGAAAUUGGGACAAUUUUUUUUUUAAUUUUCUCUUAAAAGAAAAUAGGUAUAAGGCAGAUAGGUCCCAGCCCAAUCUUUUUGGUGUCUGAGGUUUGUGUGUGAAAAUUUACUGCGGGAGGUGGGGAAGCAAUGUGCUAUAAUAUGCAAACUUAAUUUCAGGAAGUAUUGAGGGUUGGGGAAUUCUGGGCAACUGAGGCAUUCUUCCUUAAUGUAAUAAAUACAAGGGAGCAGUGCUCAUUUGUUUUCUAGAUUUGAGAUUUUUUUUUCAAUAACUGAAUAUUGAUGCUUGUACUUGGCAUAACAAAACUAGUAAGGAAAACUCGGCUCGUUUGGCUCAGUUUGGAGGCAUUCUGAAUGUUGCUCCAAAGAUAGUGUAAAACUGUUCUGGUUGGCACUUUUGCAGCUGCUGGUUGCAGUUUCCUUCCUUCUGAUGUAACUUCUGUGGUGUGUGGUAAGGAAUAGGGGAAUAAAGCCCCAGUGUCAGAGACCAGAAACCUGUUUCCAUUUGGUGUGCCAAACCCCAGAUCUAAUCCGUGUAAGAACUUUGUUGACACAUAACAUCUAUUUGAAAUAUUUACCAAUGAAAAUCU